Molecule: messenger RNA, 2899 nt
Organism: Anguilla rostrata (American eel)
Lineage: Eukaryota; Metazoa; Chordata; Actinopteri; Anguilliformes; Anguillidae
Gene: cpt2
Product: carnitine palmitoyltransferase 2
Exons: 5
Coding region: 234-2243 (669 amino acids)
Biological process (GO): fatty acid beta-oxidation
Cellular component (GO): mitochondrion
Molecular function (GO): carnitine O-palmitoyltransferase activity
Source: RefSeq, a predicted model, not a curated record
GGGUGGAGUCUCCAUGACCCGGUCUGUGUUUGCAUUUGCCUGUCUGUUUGCUAGAUACAUUAAUACAAACUACAGACGGUAGCAAUCCGAGCUAGUUUUGUAUUAUCUGUUUCUAGCCCGAGGUGUUCGUUCCACUUCGGUGAAUCGUAUACCAUUUUCAGGUAGUCAUAUAUAUUAAUAGCUAAGGUGAAAGAUCUUGAGUUUAAGAACUUAGUAGCUAGCUAGAUACCGUCAUGGCAUAUUUCCUUUCUGUGCGGUUUAUAUCGGAACUUAGAAAAUCUAGGAAUCUGUUACCUGUAAGUAAUAUGGUUACAUCCCCAGGCCUGUCCAAUAAUAGACGGUGCUACAGCAGCAAAGUUGGAUCUGAAUAUUUGCAUAAGAGCAUUGUACCAACAAUGCACUAUCAAAAGAGUUUACCACGACUGCCAAUUCCAAAGCUGGAAGACACGAUUACACGUUAUUUGGCUGCCCAGAGGCCUCUCGUAAACGAUGAACAGUACAGAAACACUGAGAAGCUGGCUCACAGCUUCCAAAGUGGGGCAGGAAAAGAGCUUCAUGAGGACUUGGUGGCUCAGGACAAGAAUAACAAGCACACAAGCUACAUCUCUGCGCCAUGGUUCGAUAUGUACCUUUCUGCAAGGGAUUCGGUGGUGCUGAACUUCAACCCUUUCAUGUCCUUCAACGCCGACCCGAAGCCCGAAUACAACGACCAGCUACUGCGCGCCACCAACAUGGUGGCCUCGGCGGUGCGCUUCAUGAAGACGCUUCGUGGCGGGUUCCUGGAGCCCGAGGUUUUCCACCUGAACCCCGCCAAAAGCGACACGGAGAGUUUCAAAAGGCUCAUCCGCUGGGUGCCGCCGGCGCUCUCCUGGUACGGCGCCUACAUGGUGAACGCGUACCCUUUGGACAUGUCCCAGUACUUCCGGCUCUUCAACUCCACCCGCAUCCCCAAGCCUGGACGGGACGAGCUCUUCACCGACGACAAGGGCCGACACCUGCUGGUGAUGAGGAAGGGCAACAUGUACGCGUUUGACGUGGUGGACCGGGACGGGAACUUGGUGAAGCCCGCGGAGAUCCAGUCCCAUUUAGAGUACGUCCUGUCCGAUCCCUCCCCGGCCCCGGCGUUCCCGCUGGGCUUCCUGACCAGCGAGAACCGGGACGUGUGGGCGGGCCUGCGGGAGAAGCUGCUGGGGGCGGGGAACGCGGAGGCGCUGAGGACGGUGGACAGCGCUCUCUUCUGCCUGUGCCUCGACGACGAGUCCAUGCGGGACCACAUCCAGAUAUCCCACAACAUGCUGCACGGCGACGGGUGCAACCGCUGGUACGACAAGUCCUUCAGCAUCAUCCUGACCAAAGACGGGCAGGCUGCCAUUAACUUCGAGCACUCGUGGGGAGACGGCGUCGCCGUCCUCCGCUUCCAGAACGAGAUUUUCAAGGACACCACGGAGCGGCCCCUGGUCGGCCCCGGCUCCCCGGCAGCCGCCGUGGAUUCGGCCUCCGCGGUGCGCAGGCUCGAGUUCAAACUGGACGGCGAGCUGGAGGGCGGCGUCGCCAAAGCCAGGGAGAACUUCCGGGCGGCCAUCUCCAAGCUCACCAUCGACGCCAUGGAGUUCAAGAGAGGGGGAAAGGAGGCGCUGAAGAAGAAGAAGCUGAGCCCGGACGCCAUGGCGCAGCUGGCCUUCCAGAUGGGCUUCCUGCGGCAGUACGGGCAGACGACGGCCACCUACGAGUCCUGCAGCACCGCGGCCUUCCGCCACGGCCGCACGGAGACCAUCCGCCCGGCCACCGUCCACACGCGGCGCUGCGCCGAGGCUUUCGUUCGCCGGCCGAGCCAGCACUCUGUGGACCAGCUGCAAGGCAUGCUGAACGACUGCUCCAAAUGUCACGGGCAGCUCACUAAGGAGGCCGCUAUGGGCCAGGGGUUCGAUCGUCACCUGUUCGCAAUGCGCUACCUUGCAAAUUCCAAGGGCAUGCCACUGCCUAGUCUGUACCAGGACCCAGCGUAUGCAGCUAUAAACCACAACAUCCUCUCCACCAGCACUCUUACCAGCCCUGCGGUUAGCUUGGGCGGGUUUGCACCAGUCGUGCCUGAUGGAUUUGGGGUGGGCUAUGGGGUCCAUGACGAUUGGAUCGGAUGCAAUGUCUCUAGCUAUCCAGCUCGCAACGUCCAUGAAUUCCUGCAGUGCGUUCACAAGUCCCUGGAGGACAUCUUCACUGUUUGCGAGGGCAAGUCCUUAAGCUAGGGAAAGGAGAAGCGAGAGCCAUCAUCGCUGUAGGGAAGUAAAUGAAAAGGCUUUGCAAAACUGUGUGAUCUGUAUUGGGUACCACUGGCUCUUCUCUAAACAUUUUCCAGUACCAGUUAGGGCCUUUUUCAACAUGGCAUUAAUAACAUGCAACAGAGACUGGCACUUGGCUUGGAGUAAAAGAAAAAUCUCAGGUUUUAUGCUAGGUAUCCGUUACUGUCAAUUAAAUAUUAAUACAUAAACGGUUGUUGAUUUUGAAGUGUAAACAUACAGAAAUUCUCUCUUCAGAAGUCUUUUCCCCAUAAUGCAGAAUACUGAAUGAAGGGAUCACAUUUUUGGCUUCUUUUUGUCAGUGAAAUCCUGUACUAAAGUUUAAAUGCUGGCUUUCUAAUAGUGCAACUGAUGUGACUGGGAUCCAAGUAUGUAUUAGUAAUUUAUUGCUAAGUGAAUAUGAAAAAAAAAAAAGUUGGGCUUGUUUUGAUACUGUGCCUUAAAGCAAGUCAAAAGCCUCCUUGCUUAGAGAUUAUUUAUCCCAAGUAGUCUAUUUUGUUUGAUAAAUCGACUGCUACAUGACUUUUUUUGUAUUUUGCUGGAUGUAAGUCUUCAUGUAAAAAUUAAUUGCACAUUAAAUCAUGACAAUGUCCCCCAUUGUGUAU